ACAGAUACAGAUAUAUCCUGCCUUAUAAAACUUGAAACAGACAUUUUGCAUUUAUGUCGCUUGGGUUUUAGAAAGAGACGCUACUUGAUAAGGUAGCAUUGGUGACGCCUUGGCCAAAAAUCAUUUUUGGUAUUAAAAAAACCUCAUCAACAAUGAACACAAGCAUGCUGUGACGUCAUACUGUCGUCAUCGUGGGAAGUACCCUUCAGUCGAGGUUAACAAACACCAGUACGGCCUUCGCGUAAUUAUUAUGGCGGAUCUAUAUGCCAAGUACACGUGUACUUAUUGCCAAGAAGACAUCACUGGUCUUCGGGUCAAAUGUGUUGAAUGUCAAUAUUUUGAUUUAUGUUUACAGUGUUUUUCGGCUGGCGCUGAAAUCGGACAGCAUAAAAAUGAUCACUCUUAUCAAUUUAUGGAUUCUGGAACAAUUAGCAUUUUUAAUGGUAGCAGAGGUAAUUGGACGGCGCGGGAACACUUGAGAUUACUUGAUGCUAUUGAACAAUUUGGUUUUGGCAAUUGGGAAGACAUAAGUAAACACAUUGAAACUCGUACACCUGAAGAGGCAAAAGAGCAGUACAUUGCCAGGUAUCUCGAAGGCAAUAUCGGGAAAUACACAUGGCCGCCAAGGCAAAGACGUUCAUCUUCCUCAUCAUCUACCUCAGAAUGUUACACUCCAAAUUUAACCGACCAAACCACCAGCGCCGAUCACGGGCCGCUGUCACCUGACCUGACAUCAAAAUUACCCCCGCUGGACAUAACUCCCGAGGAGGCUCAGCAACUUGGGUAUAUGCCUCAGCGAGACGACUUUGAACGUGACUACAAUCACGAGGCCGAGUCUCUCGUUUCCUCGCUCUUCCUCAACCCCGCCGAGGACGAUGACUUAGACAUAGCAUUAAAGUUAGCUCAUGUAGAUAUGUAUACUAAUAAUUUAAGAGAACGCGCGAGAAGAAAAAGAGUCGUACGUGAUUAUCAACUUGUAUCUAAUUUUUUUUUAUCUUCACGUCGAGGUGAUAAUGCUAGUGUCAAUAGUAAUAGUAUCACAAGUAGCAAUAAAGGAAUUAAAAAAAGACAAACUAAAGAAGAAAAAGAUUUUAGAGAAAGGAUGCGAAUAUUCGCCCAAUUCUACACUGCGCAAGAGCACGAACAAUUCUUAACAAAUUUAGAAAAAGAACGUGAUCUACGAUUGCGAUUAUCAGAACUGUAUCGCUAUAGAGAAAAUGGAAUCACGAGGCACGAAGAAUGUGCUCACUUUGAACAAGUUAUGGCUGUACAAAAUUCAAGUGAAAUAGCAAAUAGUGAUCAUUGGAUAGACAAAAAAUCUGGCAGCAGUGGGCCCACGUCGUCCACGCCAAUGCACCGGCACACCUCAAAAAAAAAAGACGAAGAAAAAAAUUGCUCUUCCAUCGGCCGAAAAUUCACUACAAAAGCCAGCAGCACCAGCAACAGCACCGUCGAAUCCGCGCAAAACAACAGCAGCGGCGGCAGCAGCUUUACAACUGCCAACAACAGCAGCAGCCAAAGUCGGACGACGACUCCAGUCAAUCAGUCGGGGACGGGAGCAGCGGAGCUUGAUGGGGUUUCACCAGCUAGCCAUCACCAGGGGAGUACUUCAUUGGCUAAACAAAAAUCAUCGGUUCACAAUGGCGGUGUAACUCAACAACAAACUACCUGUACAAAGCCAAUGAAAAAUUUAGAUUUACAACCAAACAACAUAGACUUGGAAGCUGCGGCUCAUCUUUUAACGCAACAAGAAAAAACUCUUUGUCUUCAAUUGGAUUUAAAACCAACGCAAUAUUUAACCCAGAAAGCUUUAAUUAUUCAAGAAUAUUUAAGUAGUGGCAGUGGCGGUCGACGAUCGAAUUUUAUGGCUCACUCGGAACCGGAGAAUAAAAUUCUUCAUUAUCUCGUAUCGAAUGGGUGGAUUGCAGCAGCCACUUAAUAGUCCAUCCCAGUGUAUUACUACAUCAUUGGGUAAAACAAAAAGAAGAAAACCAUCAACAACAAUAAUAACAAUAAUAAUAAUAAUAAAAUUCUCUUCCUUGCUUGUUAUUAUUUUAUUGCUCCACAUUAUAAUAUAUUAAAAGUCUUAUUCGAGUGUAAUAAUAAACAUAAUUAUUGGCCAUGCCGUAUGGCGGAUAGAUUAAAAUCUCAAUAAUCAUCGUCAUCAUCAUCAUCUUCAUUAUUAUUAUUAUCAUCACUCGAGCUGUGCGCAUGUAAUACAUGUGUGCGUGUGUGUGUGUGCGUGCGUGGCUUAAAUAAUAAAAUGUUUUUAUUGUUUAAAUGUCGUAUAACUUUAUAAGUUUACAAGUCAUUUAUGAGUUUUGUAUAUUUUUUUCUCGUAUGGCUUAAACGGUCCCCCGUAUCGUCAUCAAUUAUGAUGAAGCCGUUAGUGCAGCCAUUGCUACUACUGAUGGACAUUAUUGCGCUCAUUUUUAUUUUAUUUACAUACCCGCGUAUAUAAAUAUUAUAUGUAUAUGUAUGUAUGAAUAAAUAAAAAUAAAGAUAAAAUUUAAGGACGAAAAAUAAAAACAUAUCGUAUAGAAAAAAAGAAAAAAAA
Molecule: messenger RNA, 2557 nt
Organism: Microplitis mediator
Lineage: Eukaryota; Metazoa; Arthropoda; Insecta; Hymenoptera; Braconidae
Gene: Ada2b
Product: transcriptional adapter 2-beta
Exons: 10
Coding region: 251-1939 (562 amino acids)
Biological process (GO): chromatin remodeling; regulation of transcription by RNA polymerase II
Cellular component (GO): nucleus; SAGA-type complex
Molecular function (GO): zinc ion binding; transcription coactivator activity; chromatin binding
Source: RefSeq, a predicted model, not a curated record